Messenger RNA from Antechinus flavipes (yellow-footed antechinus), 7381 nucleotides. It is a transcript of the gene NFAT5, whose product is annotated as nuclear factor of activated T cells 5. NCBI's taxonomy places the organism in Eukaryota, Metazoa, Chordata, Mammalia, Dasyuromorphia, Dasyuridae. The transcript has 14 exons. Bases 85 to 4698 code for a protein of 1537 amino acids. Gene Ontology annotation, biological process: regulation of transcription by RNA polymerase II; cytokine production; calcineurin-NFAT signaling cascade. The record is from RefSeq and is a predicted model, not a curated record. Gene Ontology annotation, molecular function: DNA-binding transcription factor activity, RNA polymerase II-specific; transcription factor binding; RNA polymerase II cis-regulatory region sequence-specific DNA binding. Gene Ontology annotation, cellular component: transcription regulator complex.
CCCGGUGCCUGAGCUCCAGCAGAGGAGGUGCCGCCGCCCCCGCCGCUCCCCCCCCGCCCUCGGGCCGGGCCGGGUCGAGCUGCGAUGCCCUCGGACUUCAUCUCAUUGCUCAGCGCCGACCUCGACCUGGAAUCGCCCAAGUCCCUGUACUCGAGAGAAUCUGUCUAUGAUCUUCUCCCAAAGGAGUUACAGUUACCUCCAUCUAGAGAAACAUCUGUAGCAUCCAUGAGUCAGACAAGUGGCGGUGAGGCAGGCUCGCCUCCUCCAGCUGUAGUUGCUGCUGAUGCUUCUUCAGCUCCUUCCUCUUCCUCCAUGGGCGGUGCUUGCAGCUCCUUUACCACCUCUUCCAGCCCUACCAUUUAUUCUACCUCAGUCACCGACAGCAAGGCUAUGCAAGUGGAGAGCUGCUCCUCAGCCGUGGGGGUAAGUAACCGAGGGGUAAGUGAAAAGCAGUUAACCGGUAACACAGUCCAGCAGCAUCCGCCAACACCGAAGCGGCACACAGUCCUGUACAUCUCGCCGCCACCUGAGGACUUGCUGGAUAACAGCCGGAUGUCCUGCCAGGAUGAGGGCUGUGGACUGGAGUCUGAGCAGAGCUGCAGUAUGUGGAUAGAGGAUUCUCCCUCCAACUUCAGUAACAUGAGCACCAGUUCCUACAAUGAUAACACGGAGGUACCACGAAAAUCACGAAAACGAAACCCAAAGCAGAGGCCAGGGGUCAAACGGCGAGAUUGUGAAGAAUCCAACAUGGAUAUAUUUGAUGCUGACAGUGCCAAAGCACCUCACUAUGUGCUUUCCCAGCUUACCACGGACAGCAAAGGCAACUCAAAAGCAGGAAAUGGAACAUUGGAAAAUCAGAAAGGAGCUGGAGCAAAGAAGAGUCCUAUGUUGUGUGGACAGUAUCCUGUUAAAAGUGAGGGAAAAGAACUGAAGAUAGUAGUUCAACCUGAGACCCAGCACAGAGCUAGGUAUCUGACUGAGGGCAGCCGUGGUUCAGUGAAAGAUAGAACACAACAAGGUUUCCCUACUGUAAAGCUGGAAGGACACAAUGAACCUGUAGUGCUACAAGUAUUUGUGGGUAAUGAUUCUGGUCGAGUGAAACCACAUGGGUUUUAUCAGGCCUGCAGAGUAACUGGUAGAAAUACAACUCCUUGCAAAGAAGUUGAUAUUGAAGGCACUACAGUUAUAGAAGUUGGCCUUGACCCUAGCAACAACAUGACACUGGCGGUGGAUUGCGUAGGGAUCCUGAAACUCAGAAAUGCUGAUGUUGAAGCUAGAAUAGGAAUUGCUGGUUCCAAGAAAAAAAGUACUCGAGCCAGAUUGGUGUUUCGAGUUAACAUCACACGGAAAGAUGGCUCAACUUUAACACUACAAACACCUUCCUCUCCAAUUCUAUGUACUCAGCCAGCAGGAGUACCAGAGAUCUUAAAGAAAAGCCUUCAUAGUUGCUCAGUAAAAGGAGAGGAAGAAGUCUUUCUUAUUGGCAAAAAUUUUCUGAAGGGAACUAAAGUUAUCUUCCAAGAGAAUGUUUCUGAUGAAAACUCUUGGAAGUCAGAAGCUGAAAUAGACAUGGAAUUAUUUCAUCAGAAUCAUCUUAUUGUGAAGGUGCCCCCAUAUCAUGACCAAUAUAUAACCUUGCCUGUGUCUGUGGGAAUAUAUGUAGUGACCAAUGCUGGAAGAUCCCAUGAUGUUCAGCCAUUUACCUACACUCCAGAUACAGCUAAUGCUCUGAAUGUAAAUGUGAAGAAGGAAAUGUCCAGCCCAGCAAGACCUUGUUCUUUUGAAGAGGCUAUAAAAGUAAUGAAAGCUACUAGUUGUAACCUAGAUAAGGUAAAUAUUCUUCCUAGUGCCUUGAUCACUCCACUCAUGUCAAGCAGUAUGAUUAAGAAUGAAGAUGUUACUCCAAUGGAAGUAACAGCAGAAAAAAGAUCUUCUCCUGUCUUUAAGGCAACAAAGGCAGUUGGAUCAACUCAGCAAACAUUAGAAAAUAUUUCCAACAUAUCCGGAAGUGGAUCUUUUUCAUCAUCAUCUUCCCACUUACCUCCUGAAAAUGAAAAGCAACAGCAAAUUCAGUCUAGUAAAGUGUACAACCCAGAGACUUUGACAACUCUGCAGACACAAGACAUUUCACAACCAGGGACUUUUUCAGCAGGUCCUGCUGCUGGCCAGCUGUCCAGCAGCGAUGCACUGUUGCAGCAGGCGACCCAGUUUCAGAGCAGAGAACCCCAAUCUAGAGAGGUGUUGCAGUCUGAGGGCACUGUGGUGAAUUUGUCUCAGUUGACUGAGGCGUCACAGCAACAGCAGCCGUCACCCCUGCAAGAACAAGGACAGACUUUGCAACAACAGAUUUCAUCCAACAUUUUCUCACCACCAAACAGUGUGAGUCAGCUACAAAAUACCAUACAGCAGUUACAAGCUGGAAAUUUUACAGCCGGUGCUGCCAGCAGCAGCAGUGGAAAUGUGGAUUUGGUCCAGCAAGUCCUGGAGGCCCAGCAGCAGUUAUCUUCAGUUUUGUUUUCUGCUUCAGAUGGCAAUGAGAAUGUCCAGGAACAGCUUAGUGCUGACAUUUUUCAGCAAGUCAGUCAAAUUCAAAACACUGUAAGUCCUGGAAUAUUUUCUUCAACAGAACCAGCUGUCCAUGCCAGGCCAGAAAAUUUAAUGACUGGAAGAGCUGAAAAUGUUCAUCCUCAAGCUGAAAAUACAUUAUCCAAUCAACAGCAGCAGCAGCAGCAACAGCAGCAGCAGCAGCAGCAGCAAGCGAUGGAAUCAUCAGCAGCCAUGGUGAUGGAAAUGCAGCAGAGUAUCUGCCAGGCAGCUGCCCAAAUGCAGUCUGAAUUAUUCUCUUCAACUGCCUCUGCCAAUGGAAACCUCCAACAAUCUCCAGUUUACCAGCAAGCAUCACAUAUGAUGAGUGCAUUAUCUACCAAUGAGGACAUGCAAAUGCAAUGUGAAUUGUUCUCUUCUCCUUCAGUUUCUGGGAAUGAAACUUCUACUACUACAACACAGCAAGUUGCAACACCAGGUCCUACCAUGUUUCAGACUUCAAAUUCAACAGAUGGAGAAGAGACAGGAGGACAAGUAAAACAGAUACAAAACAAUGUAUUUCAGACUAUGGUACAGAUGCAGCACAGUGGAGAAAAUCAACCUCAAGUCAACCUUUUUUCAUCUACCAAAAAUAUGAUGGCUGUUCAGAACAGUGCUACUCAACCACAGGGUAAUGGUCUGUUCCAGCAGAGUAAUGAGAUAUUGUCUCUUCAGUCUGGGAGCUUUAUACAGCAGCCUUCUCAUUCACAGGCUCAGCUUUUUCACCCACAAAAUUCUAUCGGGGAGGCUCAGAAUAUAUCCCAGGAAACUCAAGGUUCUCUUUUUCACAGCCCAAGUCCCAUUGUCCACAAUCAAACUUCCACUUCACCCUCUGAGCAAUUGCAGUCUUCGAUGUUUCAUUCCCAGGGUACCAUGGCUGUACUGCAAGGCUCUUCUGUUCCUCAAGACCAGCAGCCAACCAACUUGUUCCUUUCUCAGAGUUCUAUAAAUACACUUCAGAAUAACACAGUGUCUCAAGAAGAACAGAUCUCAUUUUUUACUACACAGAACUCCAUUUCUCCCCUCCAGGCAGCACCCAGCACUGAGCAACAAACAGCUUUUCAGCAGCAGACACAGAUAUCCCAUAUUCAGUCACCUAUGCUUGCCCAAGAACAGGCCCAACCCUCUCAGCAGGGUUUGUUUCAGCCUUCAGUAUCUUUAGGUGCUCUCCCACCAAAUUCAAUGGCCCAGAACCAACAAGGGACAAUCUUCCAGGCUCAGCAUUCAAUGGUAGCCAUCCAGAACAGCUCUUCAUCCCAAGAUCCACAACAGCAGCAGCAGCAGCAGCAACAACAGCAACAGCAGCAGCAACAACAGAAUAUUUUAUUCAGUAAUCAGAAUACCAUGGCUACAAUGGCAUCCCCAAAGCAACCGCCACCAAAUAUGAUUUUCAACCCAAAUCAGAAUCCACUGGCCAACCCAGAACAGCAGAACCAGUCUAUAUUUCACCCACAAAAUAACAUGGCAUCAAUGAAUCAAGAACAACAGCCCAUGCAGUUUCAGAACCAGAAUACAGUUUCAUCCCUUCAGACCCCAGGAUCCACCCAGGCUGAGCCACCUCAGCCAUCUUUGUUCCAUACCUCUCCCCAGAUUCAGCUGGUCCAAGGGUCACCUAGUUCACAAGAGCAGCAAGUCACACUCUUCAUCUCUUCAGCUUCCAUGUCUGCCUUGCAGACCAGUAUGAACCAGCCAGACCUGCAGCAGCCUCCUCUUUACUCUUCUCAGAACAACAUGCCAGGAAUCCAGGGAGCUGCAGCUUCACCUCCACAGCAGACUAAUUUAUUUCACAACACAACGGGAGGCUCGAUGAACCAAUUGCAGAAUUCUCCUGGCUCAUCUCAGCAAACUUCAGGAAUGUUUUUAUUUGGCAUUCAGAAUAAUUGUGGCCAGCUUUUAACUCCUGGACCAGCAACAUUGCCAGAUCAGCUAAUGGCUAUAAGUCAGCCAAGUCAACCUCAAAAUGAGGGUCAGCCACCUGUGACAACACUUCUGUCUCAGCAAAUGCCAGAAAAUUCUUCACUAUCAUCAUCUAUAAACACCAACCAGAACAUUGAAAAAAUUGAUUUGCUUGUUUCAUUGCAAAAUCAGGGGAACAACUUGACAGGCUCAUUUUAACUGCAUAUGAAAAUUCUGUGAAGAAAAACCCAGUUCCAGGAUGCUCUUGGAGCUUGUGACUACAAUUGUAUUAAAGUGUAUGGAAUUAAGUUGCUCUAUAAAAAAAAAAUUACACCAAAAAACUAUAUUUGACUAAAUAUAUAGAUUUUUAUCCUCCCUGCAAAAGAGCACAUUUGUGCUACUUAAUUGCAGUGAUUAAUCAAUAAUAUUGUCAUAUUUCAUAUUCCUAAUAGCAAUAAUGACUAAGGAUUUAUGUUUUGUGUUCCCAUACAGUAAAUUUAAUUGCUACUCUCUUCCUAAGCACAGUGCCUCUAUAAGGCACAGUAUGAAUUCAAGUCUAGUACACUUGGUCAUUAUUGCUAUUAGAAAAUAACUCAUAAUGUCAUUUUACUUUUUAAUUGUUCGUUAUUUUUCUUUCCUACAUCUUUUCUGUUAAGAUUUCUGUAAAAAGGAUAUCCAUAAUUGAAGUUGAUAUCGUCCAAGUAAAAAGCACAGCUAUUGGUCAAAGUAAAAGAAUCAUGUUGUCAGUUUUCAUGGAGAGCCUGAGGAGCUUACCCAGUGACAAGCUGUAGUAGGACAAACUGUAGAGAGGACAAAUCUGUCUGUGUAAGCAGACGACUCUGUUUGUGAAACUGGGCAUGGCUGUAAUGUUUUAAGGCUCCACAUCAGAGUUGUUCAUGAUUUUCUGUAUGUUUGUACAAAGAUGUUAGUCUAUGAUUGUGCAUAGAAUAGUAAUGAUCUUGUUCUACAGAAAUGAAGGGGACAAUUUAUGGUAUUUUUUUUUAAUUUUCUAUGAUAUCCUGUCCUGUAGGAGUAAUUUGAAUGGCUGAAGUUCAUUGUAAUCUAAUUUGCAUUCUUCGGUCACAACUUAUUAUAACUCAGCCUUAGACCAACAUUCCUUUUUUAUAUGUUCCCAUGAUUUUUCUUCACUUUUUAGUUUGGUUGUAAGCAACUAUGAAUACAUUACUGGCUUUAGGAUCCUCUAGCAGCUUAAAGAAAAUAAGACCCCUUUGACCCAAGGUGAUCUAGCAAGUCCUGCAACACAGGGAAGGAGAAAAGAUCCCUUUCAUUAAUUGGGAAGGGUAGGAAUUGACUCCAGGAAAGACGAUGCAUUUUUUCCCAUGAACGGUGCUGUUGUAAAGUCUUCAAAAAAAAAUUUUCCCUCCAAUGGGAAACAAAAGCUAAGUUUUCUUGAAAUACCACUUCUCCCUGAGCUGCAGUGACUGUCAUAAACUUGUCACCUCAGUGCUUUACAAUUUUGAAGUGGUCACUUUCCUGAUAGUUCCCAUGAGCCUUAGGCUUUACAGGGUCAUACUGUUCACUUAAAAUGAAGAAUUCACUUGUUUAUAUCUAUAAAGAGCAAAAGAACACACUCCGGGACUUGCAGGUGUAGCACUGGUUAUACAGUUUGGGUGCUUUGACCAACCCAAGGAAUGUUUGCUUCUCACUACAACCUCUUGUCUAGCCAUGUGCUUUUUCCUGUUCUCCUUGUGGCAUGUAGAAAGCUGUUCUUGCCGUUUAGAGCCAAGCUGGUGUGUGUAGCUUCUAAAUCCUGUAUAAUGGCUUUGGUGUUCUUGUCAGUUUCACUUUGUUUUAUUGUUUUACGUACAGAAUAGCCUGAAAAUUGUUCGACUUUUCUGUUUACUGUAUUGUUUUUCUAUCUUUGUAUACUCAGCUGAAUUGUGUAGAAAUGUGGUGGUGUUGGUUUUGUUUUUAUAACUAGAUUUUUCUUAUUUGUGAUGGUCUUUCUCUGUUAUUUGUAUGCUUUAUCUUGUCUUUACCACAGUCUUCUCUUUUCUUCUCUCACAAGCAUAUUUUUCUCACUGUCUUUACCCUUUUCUUUCUUUUCCCUACCUUCUUUAUUUUUUCUUCCCAAUCUCCCUCUCCCUCUCCCUUUCCUUCCUCCCCCCCCUUCCUCCUUCUCCCUCUUCUUUUCCUUCUCCCUUUCUCUUUCUUUCCUUCUCUCUCUGAUUGAGAGGCAUUGAAUUACGUUUUCAGUAGUACAGGCUUCUUGCCGAUAUGAAGGGAACUUUUCAGAAAGAGACCUGCUCUGGGUCAUUUAAUUUUGAAUACAGUUUUCAAUCGUUCAAGUUUUGGAUGGUUUAUAUCUAAUGUGUGUUUCAUUUUUUUGGAAAGCUAUAUUUUGUAUUUAGGAAAUGGUAUACUAUUUUGCUAUUUGUACUGAGUGAGUACAUUGGCAUAAAUAUAAAAAAUUUAUAUAUAUAUAUAUAUACAUAUAUAUAAACUAUUCUUUUUGCCACACAUUUUUGUGGUAAAUUUGUGAGUUUGUCUGAUGUUCUACCACAACGUGGCGUCUGAUAACAGUGAGGGGGGUUUUGUUAUGUCUUUAUUAAGUAUUUAAGUACUUUUUGCAACAGAAAUGACCUGUUCAUCUGUGGCCAUUCCAUCGGGCAGUGCAUUGUUAUAUUAGUGGGCUAAAGGCAACUUCACUGUGUUUGCUGUGUUUGUCACUCAGCAAUGUGUUGGAGUAAGGAAACCAAUUUUGGCAAUUGUGUCAUGUGGUGUUUCACCAGAAUGAGCCAAUCAGCUUUUGCUCACUAUAUAUUUAAUAUUUUAUUAUUGUUAUUAUUAUUAAUUGGCUUACUUGUUCUAUGCCUUUUAUUUAUAAAUACACUAAAACCAUAUUACAGUUUUAAUAAAGAACAUUUUCCUCACCAUAUAA